Molecule: messenger RNA, 2830 nt
Organism: Cephus cinctus (wheat stem sawfly)
Lineage: Eukaryota; Metazoa; Arthropoda; Insecta; Hymenoptera; Cephidae
Exons: 3
Coding region: 125-1180 (351 amino acids)
Cellular component (GO): plasma membrane
Molecular function (GO): protein binding
Source: RefSeq, a predicted model, not a curated record
UUGCCUUUUAUCAUACUCAAAAUGUAGUUAGUUAAUGGAUCAUUAAUUAAAAUAUUUAUUUCUAUUGUCAGGGUCGUUAGGUAAUGUGACACAUUGUAUUAUCUCAGAGGAAAAAGCGUCAAGGAUGCGUCCGCUCCACCCAUCCGGAUGCUGCGUGAUAAUUAUGUCCCGCUCUAUUUUAGAAUGUUUAAUCGAACCUUUACGACAGUAUGAAAUUUGGAAGUGCCGAACUAUGUGGCUACAGAAAUAUAAUUGUUUCCUAGUGAUCUGUGCAUUUUUGCAGAGUGUUGUCCAUGGCGGCGGUGAGAUAUGCAAGUUUCCUUUUGGCGGGAGUAAUAACGCGAUCUAUCACUGUGAGAAUUUAUCCGAUCUAGAAGUUGUCGACAAGAUUCCGAAAAAUGUUAAAACAAUCCUUUUUGAAGAUUCCAAUCUUCAGCAUAUUCAUGGAUACGCUUUCUUUCGAUUGGGACAAACUUUAAUCACCUUGGAUAUUCAUAAUUCCCAAGUGGCUAGCAUUGAUGCUAAUGCAUUUGCGGGUCUGCGUAAUUUGGAAACUUUGCUUCUCUAUGGAAACGAUUUAAGUUAUGUUUAUGCCGAUUGGUUUACGGAUUUACCAAAUCUACGUACGUUAGAUGUUUCUUUCAAUUCGAUUGUCGGUUUCGAACCGAAUGUGUCUAAAUUCUUACCAAAACUUGAGAACUUCUACUUCGAUGGGAAUAUUAUAGAGUCAAUUGAUACGACCGCUUUUUAUUAUGAUAUGCCUAAACUCAAGAAGGUCAUUAUGGGAAAUAAUCCCUGGAUAUGGUCCUUCCGUGCUCUCUUGAUGCAUAACUUGGAUCUUCGUGGAAUUAAUCAUGAAGAUGAUUGGGAAGAUUGGAAAUGGAUCAAUGCUGUUAUCUGGGAAUGUCAUGACAAAAUUACAUCGGCUCCUAUUAACGAUCAGCUGCUUAACUGUGCAGCAAUGAGACUUCUUACUUCCGUUAAUGAACAUUUGAAAUUUCAAGAUCUAACCUCGUCAUCUGACACUCGUUGUCAUCCUGCUGCGUCAACAUUGAUUAAAUGCUCGAGAAGUAUUUCUUCUAAUAAAACCGACGAAGAAGCUGUGGCAAUGUCUCUGCGGGAAAUCUUUCAUGGUAUCAAAUCGAUGGAAUAUCCUCAAGAUAAAUUUAGGCUUCAGUAAUUCAUACUUUAUGAAUACGGCGUUGAGGCUUUGUGGCGUUUCAAAAAUUUCUCUUGAUCUGUCAAAAGUGUAUUUUGCGAUGAUGACAGUAUUAUUUUCUUAAGUACUCUCUGUAUUUCUGUUAUCUUGUUUAAAAUUAAUCAAUAAAUAUUGCGUAUUGGCCUCUCGAGAUAUGGUUUCGACUCUUGCGACUUUCAAGCACUUCUUGUGUCUUUUUGCGUUUUUACGUAUUUAGCGACUUUGACAGGAUGAGGUAUGCAUAUGAAAAUACUCUCGAGACACGAAGAAUAGAUUCUUUUCGGGAGGUAAGGAGGUUAUCGUGACGUCUUUCGAAAUUGUAUCGUUUAUAAAUAGAGUUAGGAAUUCAUGGUUAUUUACGUGCAGGAUAGAUGGAGACGCCCUUUGACUAUUAUUGCUGUAACGAUUUUAACCGUCUUUAUCGUUGCGUACGCUGCUUUAAUUUUUCUCGUACUCGCCUAUCCCGAUCAGAAGGCGUAAAACACGUAAAUAUUGCGAAUUUCAUAGGAGUGGUUCGAGCACCGUAAGUCAAAAAACAAAAAAUGGUUUUUUGAAAAUUUCAAUUUUCUUAAGGUGCCGAAAUUGUUGGAUGUCUUCGAUUACGAAAAAUUAAAAUCAUAGGCUCAACGGUGCAGCGAUUCUCGUAAUUGUAUUUUUGGUUUAUUCAACCUUGAUUCUUUUUAUAAUUUUAAUCUUAUCAAAAUUAUCAGGUAUCCUGUGCGUUGAUACGAAAAUGUCUGUAAGGAUGCUGAACUUGAAAAGAAUGAAGAGGACUUUGCUUACCGAUCAAUUUUGUGUAAUGAUAGUGUUAUUUUAAAAAAAAAUAUUGUUUCCAUUAAUUUAAUUUCUUUGCCAGUACAAUGCAACAAUGAUGUAUGUAUCUUAGGACUGUCAUGUACAUAAUAAUAGCGCAUUCCUGUCAAAAGGAUCACUUUAAUAAUCAGCAUUGCAAAUAUAUCAUCUACAAUGUUAAUAAUAGGUUAGUUAUUGUAUCGAGUAUGAAAGUUAAUUUUUUGUAAAAACGUACCGACUGAAGUUAGUUCUAUAAUUGAAAUCAAUUAGGCAGGCUAACUUCAGUCGGUACAUUUGGUCUGAAUAGUUACAUAAGAUCCGUAUAAAAUAAGGAUAAUCUUACAGGAAGGAAUUUGUGGAUUCCUCUAUGACGCAAAAGAUUGUGAAAUCAGCUCUCUUGCUAAUGCACGCAUCCUGGAGCUUCGAAAAAAAGCGCAUUAGCGUUUUCUGAAAAUGGGACUAUUUACUUUGUCAAAAAUUUCGAAGAUAAAAAAUCUUAAGAAUUCACUCACCUGACAAUUCUCAAGUAUUCUGCUGUGCUUUGCUCAAUGGUAAUCAAAGUAAUUGGUAUAAUUAUUUGUAUAGUAAUAUUUUUUAUAUCAUCCAGGGCAUCUCAGGGAAAUUGCAAAAGGAAUUGUCUGGUUUCGAUUUCAAUUGGGUUUCAGUUAUUCUUGUAUAGUUAUAUUUUUGAAAACUAUCAAAAAUGUAUAUUGGGGUGUAAAGUUUUGAUUUUUAUUAUCUUUCAUACAGGCCAAUAUAUUUUUUAGUCGAUAAUACAACUAUUGUAAGUUGGAAUAUUGAAAAAAAUAUUCCAAAAAAAUAUACUGUGUGUUUAAUGUG